AUGAUGGGUGUCCGGGCAGAGGCGCUCCUCACUUCCCAGAUGGGGCGGAUGGGCAGAGGCGCUCCUCACUUCCCAGACGGGGAGGCCGGGCAGAGGCGCUCCUCACUUCUUCCCGGACGGGGCGACCAGGCAGAGGCGCUCCUCACUUCCCAGAUGGGGCGGCCGGGCAGAGGCGCUCCUCACUUCCCAGAUGGGGCGGCCGGGCAGAGGCGCUCCUCACUUCCCAGAUGGGGCGGCCGGGCAGAGGCGCUCCUCACUUCCCAGACGAUGGGUGGCCGGGCAGAGGCGCUCCUCACUUCCCAGACGGGGAGGCCGGGCAGAGGCGCUCCUCACUUCCCAGACGGGGAGGCCGGGCAGAGGCACUCCUCACUUCCUAGACGGGGCGGCCGGGCAGAGGCGCUCCUCACUUCUUCCCGGACGGGGCGGCCGGGCAGAGGCGCUCCUCACUUCCCAGACGGGGCGGCUGGGCAGAGGCGCUCCUCACUUCCCAGACGGGGCGGCCGGGCAGAGUGGCCGGGCAGAGGCACUCCUCACUUCCCAGACGGGGCGGCCGGGCAGAGGCGCUCCUCACUUCCCAGUUGGGGCGGCUGGGCAGAGGCGCUCCUCACUUCCCAGAUGAUGGGUGGCCGGGCAGAGGUGCUCCUCACUUCCCAGACGGGGCGGCCGGGCAGAGGGGCUCCUCACUUCCCAGACGGGGCGGCCGGGCAGAGGCGCUCCUCACUGCCCAGACGAUGGGUGGCCAGGCAGAGGGGCUCCUCUUCUCUGCAGUUUCUCUCCCUGUGGUUGAAAAUCUAA
Symphalangus syndactylus (siamang) is the source of this 795-nucleotide messenger RNA. RefSeq names its product collagen, type I, alpha 1a-like. The record is from RefSeq and is a predicted model, not a curated record. NCBI's taxonomy places the organism in Eukaryota, Metazoa, Chordata, Mammalia, Primates, Hylobatidae.